Molecule: messenger RNA, 955 nt
Organism: Parathielavia appendiculata
Lineage: Eukaryota; Fungi; Ascomycota; Sordariomycetes; Sordariales; Chaetomiaceae
Exons: 1
Coding region: 94-690 (198 amino acids)
Source: RefSeq, a predicted model, not a curated record
CGAUUCGGCAAGGCUUCAACUGAUGUGGAGGCUCUUCUCACCCGCCCACACUUCAGGCCACCUCUUCAAUCAGCAGCCACAUAGGACAGUGCCAUGGCACAACCGGCACAAGCCCCCAACACAAACAUGGACCCAAAUGCAUCAGAGACGAUCCCCCCGCUAACCAACGACGCGCCGGCCAUCUUCGUACCCAUCCGAGAUGAUAUUCUCAACUCGGAGCCGCCCCAAAACCGGAUCGAGCGCCUCAAGAGGAUCCUUGAGACCAUCGACUACCAGCGAGAAGGCGUCAAGGAAAACCUUAUGUGCAUGUAUGAGCGCGAGAAGAAGCGCAUCAUGCUCGAGGCAGCCAAGUUGGAGCAGGCCCAAGGGCCGCCCCGGAUCAGGCCGGGAGUGCCACCGAGCGAGCUGGAGCAGAUCAUCGCCAACAUGGAGACACCGGCCGAGCCCGGCAAGAACUACAACCUCCAGACGUAUCCGCCCGCCGCAGAGCCUGCCAAUCUGUCGCUUCGGGACAGGACCGUGGUAGAUAUUCUCAGAGUUGUCGAACGCGGACUAAGUGAUUUGGAAUCGUUCGAGGGAUUCAUGGCGGACAUCAAGAAUCAUUACCUUGGGCUUCUGGAGCGGGAAACGGCGAGGAUCGAGGAAGCUGGGAAACGACCAGAAGAGAGAUCGGGGUUCAGGAGCUUCUAGGGCACAAUUCCCGUCAUGACAAUGGGGUUCCCCCAACAAGUCUCAGCAGGAACAGACUCCCAGUCAUUUGGAGUCGAGGAAUGUGGCAACCGGCGGUAAGAGGCGUUGCUCAUCGAAUCGUAAGCUCUCACAUGCUUCCAUAAUCGGAGCCGAAAUAUCAAUCUAGAGCACAUGAUAGAGGAGGACUCGGUAGAAUCGCGAUGCAGCACCGGAGUGCCAGAUCGCCGACAAAUGCUCCUACAAUAAGUGCCCAAAAAAGUACAAU